AUGGCAUUGAGACUCUCAUCCAUUAUCUCCUCCACAGUGAUCCGUCGACGACUGCCUUUGGUGGGUGCGUUUUGUGUACUUAGUUUGGGUCUUUCCAAUCUCUGCCCUUAUAUUUCUCUCUCCUCCAAAACUGGUUGUGCUCAGUCCCUCCCCCUAGUCCCUCGCCUACGAUCACAGCAUAGGAGCAAUCAUAGUAUAAAAAUGGAAAGCAAGACAGUCCCCUGCAUCGUUGUAUACGUUACUGUUCCAAACAAAGAAGCAGGGAAAAAACUGGCUGAAAGCAUUGUCAAAGAAAGGCUUGCAGCAUGUGUUAAUCGAGUGCCAGGUGUGGAAUCAGUUUAUGAGUGGAAGGGAGAGAUACAAACGGAUUCUGAGGAGCUGCUUAUAAUCAAGACCAGGGAGUCUCUCUUGGAUGCUUUGACCGAGCAUGUGAGAAAAAAUCAUGAAUACGAGGUGCCUGAAGUCAUUGCUCUGCCAAUAACUGGUGGCAACCACCCGUAUUUGGAGUGGCUUAAAAACAGUACAAGGGACUAA
Messenger RNA from Fraxinus pennsylvanica, 534 nucleotides. The record is from the annotation of a GenBank genome assembly. Lineage: Eukaryota; Viridiplantae; Streptophyta; Magnoliopsida; Lamiales; Oleaceae.